AUGGGAGCAAAUUCUGCCAGAAGGAAUCGAUCUAGGUCACAUUCGGAUCAUCAUUCAUAUUCGAGACAAGAACUAGAUGGAGGCAGCCUUCACCUAGAGACAUUAUCUGAGCGAGAAGCAGAUCAUAAAAUAAUCACUCAUCUGGCUAAACCACGAAUUCAGUUAGGAAUUCAGAGUUCAUCCAAGAAUUCUGGUGAAAGAUUGGGCGAUUAUACUAGCACAGAGACGGAGAACAAUUCCUCAGCUAUCAGCGAUGUCUGUUAUCCUAAUUUACUUUACGGUCCAGGUCCUCCAACAACAGAUUUAAGGCCUGGUUCCUCGCCUCUACUUCCAGUACAUUCAUUUGCUCAUGUUCGGCGAUUUCCUUUUGUUAGCCCUCGUCAUGAUUCUAUAUCUCUUGGUGGGGGGGGUGUAGAUGGUAGCAACAGUCACCACUCGUAUUCGUCCCGUUCCACGGUUACGCCCGUGGGCCGAAUUGCACACACCUUAUAUCCCACAGCCCGGCGUGGCCACUCAAUGGCUGCAUUGCCGUCGUUUGUCUCCAGCCUCAACUGUGGGCUGGCUGAGCCUUUGUCCCAGGCCCAGGCUCAGGUACACUUGCAACAACAGCAUCAAUUCUAUCAUCAUUGGCAAAACUAUGUCCAUCAUCCUCUUGGAUACACUUGCUAUCCAUCACUAUUUCAAAAUCAUGGAUUAUACCUUGCUCUGCCUGCUACAAUGCGUGCUAAACCGCCGGCGCACCUGCCUCAACCAUCACCACUAAUCUGCACUCUGCAGCAGGUCCAACAAGCAAAUACUGGUUUGUUUGGCUCUUUAGGGAGUAAUAUUUUGCCUCUAGAAGCUCAACCAGACAGUUCUGCAGCUGAAUUGUUAGUUCUGCCUGUAAUGCCAACCUCUAACCCUAUAUCGGAUUCUGUUUCCGUUCCGGCAACAUGUUCCCUCGGGAAGAUCUCUAUUACUCAAUUGGCUGAUCGACCUGACUCGAGUACACUCGAACCUAAUUUGAUGCAGCAGCCACAGGCAUAUCCUCGUCAUUCUACAUCUCCAGGGCCAUCUGCACGACAUCCGCUUCUCGCUAUGUAUCCUUUUGUUUCGCCUGCUUAUGAAUACACCAAGGGUCCACCAUCCUCUUUCGUUACCCACCCGCUGCACUCCCAGCCUUUCCAGGCCCCCCUCACUCCGCUUCAUCAUAGCGCUCAACUUACUCCAUUCUCAACUUUCCUCACAUGCAAUAAGACACCUGUCUUCACUCCGCCAGAAAUGAUCGAUGCCCAUGACUUUAUGACGCCAGCUUCACUUUUCUCAGCAUUCCCAAUUCAUGAUCAGAGCUCUUUAGCUCGGCCGGUUCCAACCCCAAUUUGGUCACUUGGAUACUACUCUGGCUGUCAAAAAGGUGUUCGGAGUAUACCUGGACAGUUAAGCAACUUAAAUGAUGCUGAAAAUCAACCCUUAGGUGCUAAUGCAGAUGAAUUUUAUCGUCUAGCUGCUGACUCUGGUGAUCUGCUUGUUGGGGCUGGGGGAGGAGAGGCCGAGAUAUUUAGUGCCCUGGAUACAGGUUUAGCCUCAACCACUUCGGAGGCUGGUGGGCCUGUUGUGCUUGUCGGCUCCAAGUCGAUUGCCAGAAAAACUGCCAUAGAAAUCGAAAAUAUACGUGACUCCGAUGUAAAUGAUAACGGGCAAGUGAUUGCUGAUACAAACGCCGACAUUCCCUUGCUGACCAAACAAAAGUCAAAGUGGAUAUUUGGACCUACUGAGUGCACUCCUGUAUGGUCAAGCCAGAACAAGGUUGUUAGAGCAGGCAUAGUCCCAACAACACUCGAGGGAAUUUUUGACGAAAAAGUCCGAUCUACGAACGAGGAAGAGCGUGCUUGUCAAUCUACUCAUAGAAAAGAAGCUCUGCUAUCUCAUAUACCGACUGUCACUAACUCGUGUCAUUUGAGCCUACAAGCCAACCUGAUACCCAGACGAAUCUCUCCUGCGCUGAACCCCAUGCAGACGGCUUGUACAAGUCUGGCUUCUUUAGGUCUAGGGACAUGCGUUCUUGCCUCUGGUGGCAGUAUGCCUACACUUUACCUACCCUCAGCUGGCUACACUAGGACGUGCGCUUCUGAAAUGCUAUCUAGCGCUGCAGGAACUGGUGCUGGUGUUGGAAGUAGCUGCGGCAAUGUUCUUGAAGCAACUCAACUAUCCAAC
Protopolystoma xenopodis is the source of this 2193-nucleotide messenger RNA. The record is from the annotation of a GenBank genome assembly. NCBI's taxonomy places the organism in Eukaryota, Metazoa, Platyhelminthes, Monogenea, Polystomatidea, Polystomatidae.